AUGCCUACUAUUCAUAGUAGUUUGACAAACAGUACCUUGGAAAGCGAGAAAGAGAUUGACAAGGAACAAAAUGAGCCAUAUUCUAUAUUUUCGAUACCACAACAAGUCGUUCUUUUGGGCAUCACAGCAUUCACUGCCAUGAUAUCCCCUUUGACAGCCAAUAUUUAUUUACCCGCGUUAAAUCAGAUUGAACAAAGCUUUAAUAUAAGCACAGAGCAAGUAAACCUGACAAUUACUGUUUACAUGAUCUUCCAGGCAAUAUCACCUACCUUUUGGGGAACAUUAGCAGAUAGCAUAGGCAGACGUCCUAUUCUCAUGAGUACCAUGACUGUAUAUUGUGGUGCCUGUAUUGGAUUAGCAUUGGCACCCAACUAUGCCUCUCUUAUGAUAUUUAGAAUGCUCCAAGCUUUUGGAUCAAGCUCCGUCAUUGCUGUUGGCGCUGGUGUUCUCGGAGAUAUCGCUGAUAGUAAAAAACGUGGAUCUUAUUUUGGUGUAUAUUCCAUUGGUCAAUUAUCAGGACCAGUAUAUGGCCCGGUUGUGGGAGGCGCUAUUGCUCAAAACCUAGGCUGGCGGUGGAUCUUUUGGAUCCUACUGAUCAUCAGCGCGACUUCCUUGGUAGCUGUUGGUCUUUUUGUGCCCGAAACGCUACGUAGCUUGGUUGGAAAUGGAUCUGGGUAUGCCAAUCCUACACCCUGGCAAUGGAUUGCUCGUAGACGAGGAAACCUCGAUGAGAGGCGCAUACAGGAAAUCAAAGAAAGAAAUCCAAAAAGGACUAGAAUGAAUUUCUUGAAACCCUUCAUGUACUUGCUAGAACCCGAUGUACUUGUCACUCUUUUAUACAAUGGUCUUCAUUACACUGGCAUUUAUUGCUCCUUGGCUUCGAUGACAAAGCAGUUCAGUAUUCACUUUCCAUUUUUAUCCGAAACGAAUAUUGGUCUUUGUUACCUCAGUCAAGGCUGUGGUUCAAUCCUUGGAUCAUAUACACGAGGCAAAAUCUUGGAUUACGACUACAAAAAAGUUAGAAACGCGUUCAGAGAGAAACAUCCAGACAGGCCGGAAUGGGACAUGCCUAUCUUCAAGGCACGUUUUAGAACAAUUUAUGUGAACGUUGUCAUGUGUGAGGUCAUUACGAUAUUUUAUGGCUGGUGCUUCGAGUGGAACGCACAUCUUGCUGUUAUAUUAGUGCUUCAAUUCUUUGUUGGUUUUGGCACAGGUGGCAUUAUGGCUACUACUCAGACGUUAUUGAUUGACUUGUUUCCUGGCAAAGGUGCAUCAAUUACUGCCACAAAUAACUUGGUUCGUUGUAUAUUGGGAGCUAUUGCAACGGUUUGUAUUGAUCCAGGUAUUAGUGGCAUCGGAAUGGGUUGGAUGUUUACUAUUGUGGGCUUGAUACUAGUUAUAUCCAAUAUUUGUAUACUCGUCUUAUUUAUAUAUGGACCAGCUUGGAGAAGAAAUCGUAUUGACAGACAGCUGAUGAAGGAAAAAGAGAAAAUGCAAGCAUAA
Messenger RNA from Rhizopus microsporus ATCC 52813, 1503 nucleotides. RefSeq names its product MFS general substrate transporter. Lineage: Eukaryota; Fungi; Mucoromycota; Mucoromycetes; Mucorales; Rhizopodaceae. The record is from RefSeq and is a predicted model, not a curated record. Gene Ontology annotation, molecular function: transmembrane transporter activity. The coding region runs from base 1 to 1503 and encodes 500 amino acids. The transcript has 5 exons. Gene Ontology annotation, biological process: transmembrane transport.